Opisthorchis viverrini is the source of this 1953-nucleotide messenger RNA. RefSeq lists its product as hypothetical. NCBI's taxonomy places the organism in Eukaryota, Metazoa, Platyhelminthes, Trematoda, Opisthorchiida, Opisthorchiidae. Gene Ontology annotation, biological process: mRNA splicing, via spliceosome. The transcript has 13 exons. Gene Ontology annotation, cellular component: precatalytic spliceosome. The coding region runs from base 1 to 1953 and encodes 650 amino acids. The record is from RefSeq and is a predicted model, not a curated record. Gene Ontology annotation, molecular function: protein binding.
AUGGCCGUCGAAAUCGAGUCUGCUGACGUAGUUCGCCUGAUCGAACAGUAUCUAAAGGAAAGCAAUCUGUCGAGAACCUUACAAACUCUUCAAGAAGAAACUGGCAUAUCAUUGAACACCGUUGAUUCGGUGGAAGGCUUUAUGAGCGAAAUAACCAGUGGUCACUGGGAUACCGUUUUGCAGGUUGUACAGAAUCUCAAACUACCGGAUCACAAACUGAUUGAUUUAUAUGAACAAAUUGUCAUUGAAUUGGUGGAGCUUCGAGAACUGGGUGCGGCUCGUACUUUGCUACGUCAGACUGAUCCAAUGAUUGCGCUGAAGCACAACUAUCCUGAUCGUCAUGCGCACUUAGAGAAUCUCUUGGCUCGAUCCUACUUUGAUCCUCGCGAGGCGUAUCCCGAGGGACAGUCGAAGGAAAAAAGAAGGCAAGCCAUAGCCAGUGCCCUGUCCGGUGAGGUCAGUGUGGUUGCACCCUCUAGGCUCCUGGCUUUGUUGGGACAAGCACUGAAGUGGCAACAACAUCAAGGUUUGUUACCGCCUGGAACUGCCAUCGAUGUCUUUCGUGGCAAAGCAGCUGUGAGAGAACAGGAGGAUGAAAAACCACCCACGCAGUUAUCAACCACAAUUCGGGUUGGACAGAAAUGUCACAUUGAGUGUGCCAGAUUCAGCCCCGAUGGGCAGUUUCUUGUCACAGGCUCUAUGGAUGGCUUUAUUGAGGUGUGGAAUUUUACGACCGGGAAACUCCGCAAGGAUCUCAAAUAUCAGGCACAGGAUACUUUCAUGAUGAUGGAAGAAAGCGUUCUGUGUUUGACAUUCAGUCGAGAUUCGGAAAUGUUGGCGUCUGGGUCGAGUGACGGUAAGAUCAAACUGUGGCGAAUCCAGUCUGGUCAAUGUCUUCGUCGUUUCGAGAAAGCGCACAACAAAGGAGUCACAGCCCUACAAUUCUCCAAAGACUCGACCCACGUUCUGAGUGCCAGUUUUGACCAUAGUAUUCGUAUCCAUGGUCUCAAAUCUGGAAAAUUGAUCAAGGAAUUUGUAGGACAUACGGCUGUUGUGAAUUCCGUCGGGUUCACCCCAGAUGGUCACCACAUUCUCAGCGGAAGUGCAGAUGGUUCUGUUCGGGUUUGGUCCAUUCGGUCUGGUGAAUGUACCAACACCUUCAAAGCUAUUUCCGGUCUUGUCGGUCGCGAGGUGGCGAUUCACACUGUUCUGCUGAUGCCUCGGAACGCAGACCAGUUUGUUGUCGGGAGCCGUUCCAAUACAGUGGCUAUCAUGAACAUGCAAGGCCAAGUUGUUCGCAGUUUCACUAACGGAAAGCGCGAGGGAGGUGACUUUGUGGAUGUCACUGUCAGUAGUCGUGGUGAAUGGAUCUAUGGGGUUGCCGAAGACCGUCUACUCUAUUGUUUCAACGUUGCUGCUGGUGGCAAGUUGGAACGUACCAUGCCUGUUCACGAAAAAGAAGUGAUUGGAUGUUCCCAUCAUCCACAUCAGAAUUUGAUUGCCACGUAUUCUGAAGACGGGCUCCUUCGUCUUUGGAAACCCACGUUCCUCUUACUGCCUAUGUUGUUCCUCGAUCAAUUGGGUUCUUGUAUUCACAACGUUCGCAUGGCUCCACCAGGUAAGGCGGACGUUGUUUUCACCGCUGUGGUGAGCUUGGAAAAGUUGAAAAUCACACGGUCUAUUUUCCGAAAAAAGACUCACAGAAGGGAACACAGCAGCUAUAUUAUGAACAAGCGAGUGCGAAUGUACAGCGGUGUUGGAGGGACACUGUCUGAACUUGGUUCAAUGCUGACGCACACGGUCUGGCUUUGUUACGAGGUUGCAACGCGCUACGUAUUGCGGGGGCGUUGUCUGUCUCGUCAACAUCUGGCGGAGCUGAGAGUCUCGGUAGAUUUCGCGCAUUCAGUGGUUGCUUUCAGGAAUGUGACCUUCCUUCCGCAGCUCUCAGAUUGA